AUGCAACAAUUUCGCAUAACAAUGAAUUUUUUCAAUAAGGAGAAGGAUCUUCGUCCAAAAGUUCGUAAUCUUCAAACUCAGCUACGUCGUGAACAAAGGAAGUUGGAUCGCGACAUCGUAUCUACUCAGCAGAAUUCCAAGCAAUGCGAGGCUGAAGUAAAGAAGUACGCCAAGUCAGGAAACAUUGAUGCGGCUAAGAAACUUGCGGAAGGGAUUGUAGCGUCUCGCAAGUCUGUCAACAGGCUCUAUCAGGCCAAGGCUCAAAUAAACUCUGUCAUAAUGGAGUUGGAAAAUCAAGUAGCAAUGGCGAAGAUGGCUAGUGCCCUCAACCAGAGUACUUCUGUGAUGCAGGCGAUGUCGAAGCUGGUCAAACUUCCUGAGCUCCGUACAACGAUGUGUAACCUGUCGAAGGAGAUGAUGAAGCUGGGUCUGAUGAAUGAGAUGGUGGAAGAGUCGGUAGAAUCAGCUCUGGAUCAGCCCAAGGAGAUGGAAGAGAUGGCACAAGCCGAGGUAGACAAGAUUCUCUUUGAACUGACUAAUGGUGCAAUGGGCAAGGCGCCAGAUGCUGUGACGGACACCCUGCCUGUUGGCACUCAACGGCCCGUCGACGUAGCCGAUGACAACCCGGAUGACCUUGAGGAGAUGCGCGCUCGUCUUCAAGCCAUCCGCUGA
Echinococcus granulosus is the source of this 672-nucleotide messenger RNA. Its product is annotated as Charged multivesicular body protein 3. NCBI's taxonomy places the organism in Eukaryota, Metazoa, Platyhelminthes, Cestoda, Cyclophyllidea, Taeniidae. The coding region runs from base 1 to 672 and encodes 223 amino acids. Gene Ontology annotation, cellular component: multivesicular body; ESCRT III complex. The record is from RefSeq and is a predicted model, not a curated record. Gene Ontology annotation, biological process: late endosome to vacuole transport; endosome transport via multivesicular body sorting pathway; protein transport. The transcript has 3 exons.